GCUCCACAUUCGUUCGUUGAUCGCCGCAUCGGUCGGAUCUUGGGUUUUUCUUUGUGUCGCGUGUGUGUUUCGCUGUCAGCUACCGUCAGCCAGCCUUCUCGAAGGCUAGUAGAACUACCCGCCCCGGAAAUCCCGGGAGAAAGAGCACGCGAGUGAGUGUGAACUUGCCGUGAUCGUUUGCGCAGCGGAGGCCACAACGGGUUCGUCGCUAUCGCGGUUCAAGUUCCCGUUUCUGUUUUUUUUAUUAUCUCUCGUUUUUUUUCGGAAAUUUCUUUUCGCCUCCGGGUUGGUGAACGCUGGGGCCGGCCGCGGAAGGAAUUCUACCCGUGUGUGUGUGUGUGUUUGUGUGUACGUUUAUGACUACUGUGCGCUUUCGAGUGAGACUUUUACUCGAGACUCGCGAUUGAUUGUGUUUAUUUUCUUUUUUUCUGGUAAGAUUUGUUCGGGCAAAGUUUCUGCUGAGCUUCAGUGAGUUUUGUCGUUUGGGUUCUCUGCAAUUAGCAUAGAUUUUCGAACCGAUCAUUCGCGGACGUUCCAAAGUGUGAAUCGAGGUUAACUAUUGAUGGUAUGAUAUGUUGAGAAGUUCUGUGAUUUUACGGAGGUGCAAGGAAAGGCAUAUUGGAGUACGUGGGAUUAAUUGUGAUUCAUCGGACGUUUACUGCUGUAGGCAUUCUACUUUCGGAGUUGCUGCUAAAAGUUCGUGAGGUGGACCAAGCUGAAUCCAUUUUGAGUGCACAUCGUGGAACAUGAUUGUAUUGUGUAAAAAUUGAGUACAUACCUUGAGCUAAGAGAGCAAUGUGGAAUCAUAACGGUUCGAUCGUGUUUUGAAUUGAAAUUUUCGGAACACGGCUGUGCGACGACGAUCGGAGCAAAAGAAAAACAAAUUUCCUCCGGUAGAAGUGAAUUGUGCUAUUGUGUUGACAUCUCGGAUGGUGAGUGCAAGUGUCGAUAGAUUGGAAUUGAAAGAUUGGCGAAGCUUUUGGUGUCAGUUUUAUUUUUGGUCAUGCUCUACUACGCUCGAAACGCAGUCAUAUGACUGGAACGGAUUGGCCAACUUUGUAGCAAGGUGUCGGUUUCUCAUCUAUACCGGAUUGACUCGGAUCGAAUUGGUCUGUUGACAUAACCUAUUUCCAGGCAAGCCAGAGCCCCGGUUGGUGCAAAUGAGAGAAAAGCUAAUCAGAUUGAAGUGUGCAAGGAAGAAAAAAAAAUAGUAGUGCAAUAGCAAACCCCUAAGAGGAUUAAGAUUGAAUCAGCAACGCUUUCCCGUCCAAUGCAAAAAGUGGAGCAGAAAAUCCGUUUUCGACCCGAGACGUGACACCUGAGGUGAAACACUAUUUCCCCGGGGGGUGGAGAAAGAAAAGUGCAGUGCGAUUAACUGGUGUGACUACAAAUUACUAACCUUCUUGGAAAGUUUUUAAAAGUUUUUCAAAGUUGAGAAGUGAUCAAGUGACCAGCGGGCGGAGGAAGCAAUUUGAAGGAGAGCUCGUUCGAAGCAAAAUAAGAAAGUGAAAAAGGUUUUUUUUUCUUUUCUGAUUGGUGCAAGAAGAAAUAAGUGGAAUGAGGCAAAAAAUGCAAUAAACCUACUCUUUGUCGUUGCCGUAGCUCACCUGUCUCGGACAACAAAAACGGUUGGUUGCCGGCUUGGUUGGAUCAAACUUCCUGUGGUUGCGGAGCUAGAGAACACCGCCGACACUUCUUGACACCGUAAACAGAAAUCUGGUGACGAACUUCUUUGGGUUUGUCGAAGAAACAAACCGUCGCAAAACAAAACAAAGGUAUGUGACUAAAUCAUCAUGCUCUCAGCGGGAAACUGUAAUGAACAGACCCAUAAUCUCAAAAUCAUCCCGCGACAGUGAAUUUCACCCUCCACGCACUAGGACCACUUGUCAACACUUGUUUACCAUUAAUGGGAUAAAAGAGAAUCGGAUCGAACUUCUGAUGAAUGUGGAAAAUUAGAAAAGAAUGAUUCCACCUGAUGGCGAAAGUUAGCCAUCUUCCAAUGAGACGCUACCAAACGGAUCACAGUCAGUCGAGCACCGGGACCAAUGUGGACGCCAUUAACUUCUAUCCACCGGCUAACGCUAAUCACCGGACGUCAUCAGACAAAAACAAACGAACCUGGGGCCAGCGUUUUAAGCUAAGUAAAGCGUCACCCGAACAAUCCUCCAACAGCUUGAGCUCCAACACUGCCAGUUCAACCUCGAGCUCGCUUACUGCCCUCAGUUCUCCACCUUCCUCAUCUCCUUCACUUGAAGUUCUGGACUAUUCCAGUCUCCAGCAUCAACAUCAACAACAACUUCAACAGCAGCAACACCUACGCUACGUGCACUCCAUUUCCAAUGCCCCCCUACUGUCCGGAACAGUAACCCACUCGAUGAAGUAUGUGGAGUCGAACUGGAUGUACGGUACGAUGCGCGGAAUGCCACUGCCGAUGGGGCCAAUGGGGCAUCCCCACCACAUUGGUCACCAGCAACAGCAGCAUCCGGGACUCAUCCAUCCGAUGGCUCCCAUGUACUGCCCAAUGCCGGCCCCACCGGUUGGUCCCGAAGUAGCCGUCGUUAUUUGUUGCUGUCCCGAAUAUCUGAACGGGACCAAGCGGGAAGUGAAGAAAGCUAGCGUUUGUAAGAAAUGCAAAGGAUCGAGGCUUCCGCUGGCACCGAUCGGAGGAACAAUGAGGCUUACGUCUGGGGCUACGUUCAUGGUUCCACCGGUGAGGGGCAGUGCCGGUACGGUGAAGUUGGCAUCAACCUACGGCAAGAAGACAAGGCCUACGAUUCUCGGUAGUGCGGGUGAUCCGUACGAUUUCAUGAGACGGUCCCGUCUCAGUCAACCCGAGCAAGCAAAACCUGUGAAAAGUAGCAUCAAGGAGAAGCUACGGGGUCGUGCGAAAAGUACGAGUCCGACCAAAGGACGCAGCAGAACCGACAAACGGACGCCUUCACCGGCGGGAAGUAAAAGCAGUGGCAGCCGUAGUUUGAGUGCAAGUCGAAGUAGUAAUAGUAAUAGCAAGGGAUUCAAGGACUGCUGGGUGGAACCAGAGGAGCUUCCGGUCGAAUCGGACAGAGAAACCGGUAGACGAUCAAUCUUACGAUGUGAUAUUAACCCAUACGAUUUGAUUUCGUUGAGCAGCGGAUUGAACAACGAAUUUUCGCCGACCAACGGAAUGGAUGAAUACGAUCUGUCGGUGCAUUCACAGAAAUACGAAAACUUGCUGGACACUUUGUACGCCAACCGGUACAAUCCAGCCAUCAACAAUAUUGCGGCAAUAUCAGGCCAAAGAAUUAAACUGUUCGAUGGGGACCCCGGUACUACCGUGUACGACGACGUAGACGAGUACGUGUACGAUCCGGUUGAAGUUCAGGGAAUUACGGCUGUUCAGGAAACUCGAGUGGAAGUGAUACCGGAGCGGCCACCCCGAACCAAACAGAAGCACGACUCUACAAAGAUAGAGGAAGACCUCAAAUCCCUUCCCUCUCAGAUCUCGUCCGAAAUGACUCAAAGUGCAAUAAAAUCCAUUCUGAAGCGACCGGCCUCGGUCACCAGCGUCCCCACGGAUCUGCUCGAUAAGCCCAGCUUCGAUACGAUUCGGCUUAAUCAAACAUUGGUCCACCGGCUCACCAAGCUCACGUCGGACGAGGGAGUCUUUGCAAAAAGCAACUCGGUCAGUGCCCGGAAUGUGAAAACAUCCUUCGGUAAGGAGAAGGAAAAUAAACGUCUCUCCGGGUCGCAAUUUUAUCUACCCAAUCCACUGACCGAUUCCGGUGGCUCCACCGGAUCCGUUCUGGACCGUUCCCGGAAGAAGGUACAUUUUUUAGUCGAAAAUGAAAUCAUCGACGACGAUAAGUUCUUCGCACAGCUUCUGCUGUCGGAAACUAAUGGCCAUACUCCAGCCCUGUUGGAUGCCGAACCAACAACAACAACAAUGGCUGCGACGGUAACGAUCGUGGAAGUGACAGCCGAUUCGAACGGGGAGGAAACAGUUCCACCACCAGCACCUCCACCACUACCGCCACCGCCACCAACACAAACAGCAGCAGCAUUAGAUCACCAAAACAAUGAGUCUGUGAUUAUGAGCUUAGUCAAUCAUCAAGACAAUCGACUGCCGGUAGAUUCUAACGGGGUGGAACCGAAGCAGCAGACUCGACUGGCGGACGGCAACCGGAACGACAAACUACAGCAUCGGUCGCUGCCAGUGCCAACCAGUUUCAAGCAAAACCAUUCACCAAACAAGGAAACCCCGGUGAAGACGGUGAAGGGGGCAAAAGCUUCCUUCAGGAUUGAAAGUAUUUGCGGCAACACCAACAGCCACGGUCUCAAUGGAGACGGUGGUGAGCAUGAUGGAGCAGAACUCACACCGUGGGGAAUCCGUCGACGCACUGGCCCAAACCGGCGUAGUUUCAGCGAGCGGACCUCCCCGCCUCGGGUGACUUCGUUCAAUGGAACUACCGACUUGCAACAUCAACCGAACUUUUUCGACACGAUGGCCCUCCGCAACAAACAACCACGGCCGGACACCCGUCGGGCCUUCGACGAGGAAACACUGUCUACGUCGUCGUUUUCCUCCUCGUCUGGCAGUUCCAGUGGAACCAUUCUGACGACACGGAUGAGACCUCGAGUUCCACCGCCGCCACCUCCACCGCCGGCUAGUUUAACGGGAUCUGCCUCACCGGAUCAGCAAUCAAUUUCAAGUAACGACACGUGUUCCGGAAGGAAAAAAUUUGACAAUCACUCCAAACCGGAAGAUAAUAGCAUCUAUGAGGAGUUUUGUUUCGAUCUGAGUUCCGGUUCGGAACGUAGCAGUGGCAGAAGUUCGACGGCUUCACGUACGAUAGUACAAGUUUCGACACCCGUUCAAACCAGCUUCAAUAAAGAUGCCGUUCAUAGGCUGGAGAUUCGUCACGAAGACGAAGACAGUAGCUAUGAAUCUAUGGGCCAGAAGAAAACCUCCAUCCUGAUCACCGGAGAUGACUGCUACUCGACGGUAAACGUGGACGAUGAUGACGAAACGCCUCGCUACCAAUCGUCGGUUGUCGUCAAUGAUGUCGUUGCUCCUGCGGGUAUUCACCAAACAUCCUCCAAUACGGUGACUAUCAGUGUCAAUUCGCCAACGUCAACGCUUCAGCACCCUCGGAAUAAGAACAGUUCGACCAUUUCGAGCCUCGAGGAAAUGAUCUCCAAGAACAACAUGAAGAACAGCAUCCUAAACAGUUCAAAUUCAACCUCGAUCAUUCCGAUUGGAGGACCGACUUCCAUCAGUGUGACGGCAGCUGCAGAACAGUUCGAGUCAAGUACACUAACGAAAACGACCGGAAAAACAUUGAUCAGUCUGGACUUUGCUCAAAGUGCGAUAAACCUUCCGGAUCAGCAAAAUUCGAAGCACAAGGUUAGCACUCCAAAUGACGACUCUGAAAAUUGCAACGGCGAACGCAGCGAUACGAUUUCGAUAGUUCCUAACGAAGCUAAUUCCAAAGAUUGUAGCGAUAGUAUUGAGCAGCUUCUGCGAAAUCCCGUCGAGGCCGUUCGACGAAAUCUGGUUCCGCACUACUGCGGAAAGCUCCCCGCGAAGGAGCCAACCGACGGAACGCCGACGCCCGGUGAUACGAAUCUCGUAGAUGGAAUGGUAGUAAUACGACGACAAAAAACAGCCGACAUCAGCAAUGUUCCUGCAAAGCGGAACAGUUUCAUCACCAAACUACUGGAAGAUCCGAUGUUGGGUCACCUGACCGAAGGAUUGGACUACGAUUUGGUGACAAAACUAAUUGAAAACUCGCUGUUACGAUUGAAGGAUAGUCGAACUCAGCUGGAUAUGAGUGGAACCAAAGAUGAGGACGAUGUGUCAAAGAUGAUCGAGGAAUCGCUGAAAUUGAUCAAGGAAGAGCGACUGAAGAUGGACGCCAAAAAGGUAGAGAAGAGUAGCAAUCGAAGCAGUAUCAGUUCGGGGAACAGCUACGGAUCGGCUGCAUACGAACUGAUGGAAUUUGACGCCACCGGUGACUUGAGUGACUGCUACCAAAGUUGCUCCAGCGAUCUGACCACCGAUGAUGAUGUCACUUCUUCCCGUAGCAAGUUUUAUCAAAUGCUGGUUGAUGCAACGUUGUCUGAAAUUGAAAUAACCACAGCGAAUGAUGAUGAACAUCACUACGAAUCCAUCCGGAUGAACAGUGAUCCGAUCUACGAGGAAAUCAGCGACAUUCCCCCUCCUUUACCGCUGACAGCACCGCCAGUCACGGAUGAUCUAGACCGGGAAAAACGAAACGCUCGAUCAAUCUUCGAAGGAGCCUCCAAAUACGACAUUCUGUCCUAUCUGGUCGAUGCCAAAGAACGGGGAAUUGCCCAGGAGGAGGCCUACAACUUUCAGUUCGGCAAUGCCAGUGAUAUCAUCUUGGAAGAGGAGGAAGACGAAAACAUCACCGAGUUACGGCACCAUCAGCGGCAGAUCUCCGACAUCAGCAGCCGUUUGUCGCACAUUUCCAACAUCAGUGAUUCCAGCGAAGAAACUUCGCUGCUCUCGUUGAGCCUCGCACAGCGAAAGACUUCGGAAAUUGAACGCAACGACUCCGGUGUUGGGUCGGAAACGAGUAAAACAUCACGCAGCAAAUGGCAGAACCCGUGUUCGACUUCCAUCCUGGACAAAAUUAGUCCCAUUCAUUUGUGCGAAGACUGCGACGGUCCGGUGGAAACACAAAUCACGGAGUCCGGAGUGAUGUACGCACCGCUGGUUUGUCGCAAAUGUGGUAAGAAGCGUGCCGAACGUAAGGAAAUCAUUACGGAAAUUGUGGAAACCGAGGAAAAGUACGGUCGCGAUCUGCAGAUCAUCCUGGAAGAGUUCUACCAACCGAUGCUGGUGGCCGGUCUGCUGAACCAAGAUCAACUCUCCGCAAUCUUUUUAAACGUGGAAGAAUUGCUGGAGAACAAUCAAUUCCUGGCGGAGCGGAUGCGAGACGCACUGGACAUUGCGACCGAGCAGGGUGACGAGGAUCUGCUAACCGUCAAUGCAGGCAGGAUCUUCCUGGAAGCGGCCCCGAUGUUGCAUGCCUUCGAAAGCUACUGUGUCCGGCAAGGUGCGGCCAGUCUGUUGCUUGCUAACCUGGAGAAGGAGAAGGAACUGCUCCGAAUAUUCCUACGAGUUUCACAGAUGGAGAAUGCGGUUCUCAGGAGGAUGAAUCUGAACUCAUUUCUUAUGGUACCCGUUCAACGCGUUACAAAGUACCCGCUGCUGUUGGCUCGACUGUUCAAGGUUACUCCUCCGCAUCAGGAAGGAAAGGAACUGCUGAAGCAAGCCCAGGAGAAAAUCGAACUUCACCUCAAUCACAUGAACCGGGAGGCAAAAGAUGUUCCGACCAAACUGUGGCGUCGAAUUUCUUCCUCUACACCGACCGGUCGGCGACUGUCCUGCGAGCUGGACAUGAUCAAUAUCAAGCUACGGAAGAUGGCCAUCGAUGUGCUGGAGUGGAACACGGAGGAAGUGCGGUUCGCCAUCGAGGGACGGCUGCUGUUUACGCAGCCCAACGAUGGGAACUGGAAGAAAAGUCGAACCAUUAAGCUGACCUCGAUCAACGCCCUGCUGGUGACUAAUGGGAAGCCAAGUCCUAGCUACAAACCGGACCGUGCCCAAUCGGAGCUAGUAAAUUUCCCGCGUCAUACGGGAAUACGGGAGGCGUCGCUGCUGCUGGUGCGGGAGAAGAACGGCCGCUACACGUUGCUGCGGGAGCCACUCUAUCUGGACCGGUGCAUCGUGUGUACCGAAAACGACUGGGAGGACUACUUCGAGGUGCAGGAGAUUCUCUCGAAGGAGUCGUUUAUUUUUAAGGCGGAGGAUGGCGGCAAAACCAAGCAAUGGUACAGUCAACUGCAGUAUCAUUCCCAGGGCAUGGGAACCUGGCGGAAGCGCCGGAAUGCACUGGCAAACAUCAUGAUUAAUGGAAUGAUGACACGAACGUAGCCAACGCGGAACAACGCCAAGCGGACCUGGGCCGGCUAAACGAUAGCCCUCUUCUCGUGUGUUUCGUUUAUGAUUCUCUUCUCGUCUUUCCGUCUCCUAAAUCAUAGACAUUUUAAUUACUGUAUUUAAAACAAUCUGAACACACACGCUGCAGCUGGAGAGAAGGCAAGCCGACAAGGAUGGUGUUUGUUUAUCGGAUGAUUUUUUUUUGUUUUCGUUUUUGAUCAAUUAAUAUUUGUAAAAAGUAACCGUCAAACGGAAUGCAAUCAGCAGAACAUAGCAUAAGCAGUUCGAGUAUCAAUGAUUUUAGUUAUUUCUAAGAACUUAGGAAACAAGGCAAGCAGUUGGGGAGCUGCGAUCAUACUAAUAUUUAUUGAACAUUUGUACCCUUUGUUUGACCAACUCCCUCCCACUGAAGUGUAUCUAUCCCAAAACAUUAGGCCGGCGACGGAUUGUAGUGUGUAGUAUUUAAAUAAAUCUGUACUUUUCGUUUUAAAUUCUACUUGUUUCGUCCAACGUAGGAAUAUUUUAUCUAGUAUUUUGUGGUCGUAUUAUUUUCCAUCUUAACUUAGGGAUGAGCCGUUAGAGGAAACAAUGUACUGUAUUAAUCAAGUUUUAAGUAUGAUGACCGAUUCAACGAAACCCUUUUUUGAUUAAACGUGAAAUAUAGAAAAGCUAAUAAACGUAAAA
Messenger RNA from Malaya genurostris, 8632 nucleotides. RefSeq lists its product as uncharacterized. Gene Ontology annotation, molecular function: guanyl-nucleotide exchange factor activity. The transcript has 12 exons. NCBI's taxonomy places the organism in Eukaryota, Metazoa, Arthropoda, Insecta, Diptera, Culicidae. Bases 1976 to 7942 code for a protein of 1988 amino acids. Gene Ontology annotation, biological process: positive regulation of Rho protein signal transduction. The record is from RefSeq and is a predicted model, not a curated record.